AAUAAAAGUAUUUGGAAAUUUUGUAUAUGUCAUAAAUAGUGCAAAGAAAGGCAUAGUAACGGCCUAUAACACAACAGAUAACUUGACUUAUAACUUUUCCAUCCCUGUGGCUGUGAGUGAUGGUCAUCAUGGUAUGGCUGUAGUACAAAGCACUAGUGUAGUGUCAAAUGUGACAAAACCCUUCAAUUUUCCCAUAUGUGGAUCCAACACAUACUACAACAAAGUUGAUGAAACAUUAGAAUGCAAAUGUAUGGAAGGAUAUGAAGGAGAAUGUAAUUCAUGUACAGGAAAAUAAAACCGUUUCUAAAAAAGUUGGUUUUCAGUCCUAAGCUCAAAGUCGGCUCUGACGGAACCCAAAUUGCUAUCGUUAUAUUCAGUGAUGAACAUAACACAAGAGUUGUUCUACCUUUCUCUGAUCGUACAAAAGCAGAAUACAUACAAUUUAUCGACAAAAGAUUGUCAUGGAGAGCUGUUUCUCGUGGUAUAACGAUGACUGGAACUGGUGCAGGCAUUGUGGACAAACAGAUAUUCAAGGAGAACAGUCCACACAACAACCGACCAAACAUCUCUGACGUUGUCGUAUUGAUAACAGAUGGUGAACCACGUGGAAGGAAAAUAGGCGAUGAAUUAAAGGACGCUUACAAAUAUUCAAGCAUGUGAAUGCCAAAGUGCAGCACCAAUAACAAAGAAAAUUAGGAAGAAAAACCGUUGUAUAUGUUAAACGGAACGAGCCAAAACCAAAGUGUCCACAUACACUGAUUAGUCUGUCACCAUCAGGAGCAAUUUUAGGCGAAGGAAAUUUUGGAAUUGGAAAUAUGACAUUACUUAUGAUUUCGCCAUUAGAGGUAACGGGAAAAGCUUUGUUUUUAGCUGUCGAUUAACGAUCAAGGUCCGCGGUAAAUUGAACAAUAUUUUUCUUUCUUUUUUUUUCAUUUGAAUUACAUGUAUCCAUGAAUCACAUUAAGGAGAUUUAUUGAUUUAUUUCUAAGUAUGAGUAUGUACUAUGUAGUGUAUAAAUAUAUUUUGUAGUAUGUGUA
This is a messenger RNA of Xenia sp. Carnegie-2017, 1037 nucleotides long. RefSeq lists its product as uncharacterized. The coding region runs from base 280 to 660 and encodes 126 amino acids. The record is from RefSeq and is a predicted model, not a curated record. Lineage: Eukaryota; Metazoa; Cnidaria; Anthozoa; Malacalcyonacea; Xeniidae. The transcript is spliced from 5 exons.